Messenger RNA from Blastomyces gilchristii SLH14081, 1866 nucleotides. RefSeq names its product rRNA processing protein Utp6. Gene Ontology annotation, molecular function: snoRNA binding; protein binding. The transcript is spliced from 2 exons. Bases 60 to 1259 code for a protein of 399 amino acids. The record is from RefSeq and is a predicted model, not a curated record. Gene Ontology annotation, cellular component: Pwp2p-containing subcomplex of 90S preribosome; small-subunit processome. NCBI's taxonomy places the organism in Eukaryota, Fungi, Ascomycota, Eurotiomycetes, Onygenales, Ajellomycetaceae. Gene Ontology annotation, biological process: maturation of SSU-rRNA from tricistronic rRNA transcript (SSU-rRNA, 5.8S rRNA, LSU-rRNA).
CUUUUUGAGCGCUUUGCGAUAGAACCAACCCCAGGGAUACUCUCUGGUUAAACGAAGCCAUGGCUACGGCGAGUGAUAAAGCGCGCUUCUAUCUGGAGCAGCUUGUGCCGGAAUUUAAAGAGUUCGAGAAGAAAAAAAUAUUUUCAAAGGAUGAAAUUUCCGCGAUCCUGAAAAAGCGAUCCGAUUUUGAGCAUAGAAUUAAUGCGACAGGUCCCAAGCCUGCAGAUUACGCCCAGUAUGUCGAGUAUGAGAUGAACCUGGACACGCUGCGAAGAAAGCGGGUAAAACGGCUAGGCGUCAAAUCCCCUAUGCACACAGGUCAGAGACGGGUAUUUUUCAUUCUCGACCGUGCAACGAAGAAGUUCCACGGCGAUAUCAGCCUAUGGAUGCAGUACAUCGAAUAUGCGCGGAGGCAGAAGGCGUAUAAGAAGCUGGGGCGGAUCUUUAUGAACGCGCUACGAUUACAUCCUACAAAGGUCGAACUAUGGAUAUGCGCAGCCCGUUAUGCGCUGGAGGACCAUGGGGAUAUGACACAGGCCCGCAGUUAUAUGCAGCGGGGAUUGAGAUUUUGCAAGAGCUCUAAAUUACUUUGGCUGCAGUAUGCUAAACUUGAGAUGAUAUAUAUCACACGGAUUGCGACGCGGCAGCAGAUCCUAGGUCUAGAUGGUAGUCGAAAAUCUCCGUCGGCGACUGCUGAUGACUCUGCGACGGAUCCGAAUGCGGAUGUUAUUGCCCUUCCAGUUGUGACGGAAGAAGAUAUCAACCCAAGCCUGGAGAAGGAAGAUGGAAUUGACGAGGCAGCUCUUGAAAAUCUCAACUCGACACCAGCACUCACAGGAGCUAUCCCAAUCGCAAUUUUCGAUGCCGCUAUGAGGCAGUUCGGAAACGACACCGCCAUUGGCCAUGACUUUUACACCAUGGUCUCCGAGUUUACGAAGACGCCCUGCCUUCGCAGGGUGCUGAGUCACAUUGUCGAGACGAUGAUGGCAUCAGACCCAAAGAGUUCCCACGCACAGAUAUGCUAUAUUAUGCUUCCCACGGCCGCUAUCGAGAUAACUUCCGCACAAUUCCCACGGGCAUUCGGCACGUCCCUGAGUCGAUUAAAAGAAUGCAACAACCAAAACACCACUGGAAACAAAAGCCUACCGAAGGAGGUUGUCGCCUGGCUGCAACCGUUGGUCACGACAGAGGGCCUCGACCCAGCACUGUGUAAGGUGAUGACGACAACCCUGCGAAAUGCUCAAGGCUCAUUGAGUUGAAUUAUCGUUAUUUGCCUUCAAAUACCCCUGGUAUAUGAUAUAUAGAAAUGAUUCCAAAUGAUCAUCCUAAUUGUAUAAUUCCCAUACUGCCUUCAUAUCCUAGUCAACAGCUGCAUGGAAUGGAAGCUUUUUCUGUUUUCUAAUCGUCAUAGCCGCUUGACCGCCGGUUACUUUUCUUCAUGCUAUGGGCCUUUUUGGAUCGUAUUCUAGAUUCAUUAUUGGCUUUUUCACUGGUGGGGAAUUAGCAAAAAUGUUUUAUUUUGAAGUUUCAAAUAUAACCAAGAAGAGAACCUACAGAGCCUGUAUUUUCUUCCUCUGCUCAGGCGACGUUUCGCCCGGAAUUGCUGUUUUGCCCGCAGUGACCAAGAGCUCCUGUAGCUUUUCAAAACAGAGAUCGAGGUUUUUAGUUUGUUUCCGCGUUUCAUCUGAUUGUAUCACCAGGCUGUCAGAGCGCUCCGCGAUGUAACGUGAAGACCGGAUCUGGGCGUGUAGGGCUCGUGGCACAAGUCGGAGGAUGGACGAGAGGGGGAUCUUAAGCGUAACUUUCGAGUUUACCCUAGGUGGCAAUUAUUAAUAAAAUGAUUCUGGUUUCCUUUCUUCAUCCUUU